This is a messenger RNA of Aspergillus japonicus CBS 114.51, 543 nucleotides long. RefSeq lists its product as uncharacterized. Bases 136 to 522 code for a protein of 128 amino acids. Lineage: Eukaryota; Fungi; Ascomycota; Eurotiomycetes; Eurotiales; Aspergillaceae. The transcript has a single exon. The record is from RefSeq and is a predicted model, not a curated record.
GUCACUUCACAGGCCUUUCUUCCAUGCACACAAAGUCUAGAAUGCCCAUGUCUCGGCGCACCCCAAUCAUUGUCAACCCUGGCACACCUACACAUCAACGACGAGCUUGUGAUCUCAUUGUACAGGAAGUUUGAGAUGCUGUGGGACUUCCCUGAGUUUGGUAUUGCAACCGACGGUGCUGAUAUCAUUUCGGCACCGGACGGCCAUCUUCCACUCGCAAGUCUCGCGCGCGGUCAGGGGCGCUUCCCUCCCUGCCUUUCCGUGGUUCGGAUCCCCACCGCCAUCCGGUAUUGCGAGGCGGUCAUUAAUCUACUGUGUCGCGACGAUGAGACUCCUCGAGAGCCCUAUUGGCUGGCAAUCGUAACAUACGUUCGGGAGUACGUCGAUGGAACGGAAGCCUUCCACGAGGAAUGCUUGAAGGAUGGCUAUAGACAAUUCUACACGGUCAUGAAACAGGGGGAUCCGCAGAUGUAUCAUCACCUGAAGACGCUUCGCGAUAGUCUGAGCCAGAGUAAUAGGUAAAGUACGGGCGACAAAUACGAC